UGAAUCCCUAUUUUAUGUUUUAAAAUAAUCCCUGGCUAGUAGUUCGUUUCAUGCCAACUGAUCUGGAGCACAUGAGUGUAAUCUGCUUUCUAAAAAAAUAGUGUGGCCAGUCACAUGCUAAUGCAGUGUAGCAACUAAGAGUGUGUGCGUGAGAAUGGAGUGUCGUGGUGAUAACAAGUGUGAGUCAGGAAGCCCCUGGCUCAAAUAUCUCCUCAGCCAUUAAUUAACUAAAUGGCCGGCAAUAAACAAUUCGCUUUCAGUCUUGGCGUCCAUACCUACGUCUGCUAUAUGGUGAUAGUGCUGACUUUCUUCUGUUUGAGCACUUCCUUUGCAUCUGCUUAUGAAGGCAAACAAGAAAAGCAGAACAGCUUAUGUGAAUAACUUCUUGUGUUGUGAAUAGCUGCAGUUUUUAAAAUCACCAAAAAACUAAACAAAUGACUCGUCUUCAACAGCUCAGUUUCUGCUUUGCACUCAGGAAUGUGAAGCUGAUAACCAUUCAAAUACAAUCCAAGGAUUUUAGUGUACCUUCAGAAAAGGGUGCCAACUUAAUAUUUGGGAAGAUUUUGCUAAGAAGAUGGACCAAUACAAAUCCUGAGAUUUCCUGUGGCAUGGAGUUGGAGAACAGUGAGCAACCUGUUGUUAUGAGAGACGACAACAAACGGAGGAGGAGGAGGAUGAAGCCACACUGUACAGCAAGCAGUUUGUCUUCAACAGAACUGAUAACCAUUGAGUUCAUUCUGCCUACAAGCAACAUGUUGGUAGAUAUAGCUAGCAACUGUACAGUAGAGCAGAUGAAAGCACAAAUUUGGAUGCGAGCAAUAGAGAGGAAUCAGACCUCAGACUUUUAUCGCAAAUUCACUCCAGAUCAAUUUGAUCUUCAAUAUCAAAAGAAAGGACAGUGGUAUGAAAUUUAUGACAAACAUCAAAUCAUACAAACGCUUGAUUGUAUACUGUAUUGGAAAGUCUUACAAAAGAAGGUGGGCAAAAUUCAUGUGGUCCAAAAGCAAAAACCCACAGUGGAAGUUCAGGAGUUUCAAAAGCAACUCAAUUACUUGAUUGGUUAUGAUGUCACUGAUGUAAGUAAUGUGCAUGAUGAUGAGCUUGAAUUUGCUCGUCGCAGGUUAGUCACGCCACGAACAAUUGAAGUAUCUUGCAGAGAUCCAAAAUUAUAUUCAAUGCACCCCUGGACUACAUCCAAGCCACUUCUAACAUACUUACUUAAUAGAAUUGCCAAUAAUAAUAUUUUUAUAAAUAUUCACAGAGGAACAACAAGCCAGAAGAUUAAAGUAUCUAUUGAUGAUACUCCAGAGCUAAUCCUUCAGAGCUUUUUCACAAAAAUGGCAAAGAAGAAGUCUCUGAUGAAUAUUCCUGAAGAUCACAAUGAACUAGACUUUGUUCUUAGGAUGAGUGGCAGAGAUGAGUAUAUUGUAGGGGAGACACCUAUAAAAAACUUCCACUGGAUAAGACAGUGUCUUAAGAAUGGAGAUGAGAUUCACCUUGUCCUGGACAAUCCACCUGACCCAAAUCAGGAUGAAGUUCAGAAAGAGGAGUGGCCAUUGGUGGAUGAUUGCACUGGAGUUUCAGGAUAUCAUGAACAGUUGACAAUAGAUGGCAAAGAUCAUGAAAGAGUGUUCACUAUAUCACUGUGGGAUUGCAACAGGAAAUUCAGGGUCAAGAUCAUUGGCAUUGAUAUUCCUGUACUACCAAGAAACAUGGACCUGACUGUAUUUGUUGAGGCUAAUAUUCAACAUGGGCAACAGCUCCUUUCACAGAAAAGAACUACGGCUAAGCCAUUUACUGAAGAAGUUCUGUGGAAUGUGUGGCUUGAAUUUGAUGUGAAGAUUAAAGAUUUGCCCAAAGGGGCAUUACUUAACCUGCAGAUAUAUUGUGGCAAAGCACCAGCAUCGUCUGCAAAAGCUAACCUCCAGUUGCAUGAUUCUUCCAAUUCUGAUUCUAAAUGCAAAACCCAGCUUCUCUAUUAUGUAAAUAUUUUGUUAAUAGAUCAUCGCUCCCUGCUACGGACUGGUGAUUAUGUGCUUCAUAUGUGGAAAAUUCCAGGCAAAGGGGAAGAACAGGGAAGUAUCAAUGCUGAUAAGCUUACAUCAGCCACCAAUCCAGAUAAAGAAAAUUCAAUGGCUAUUUCAAUUGUUCUGGACAAAUAUUGCCACCCAAUAGCCUUGCCUAAACACAGGAUAGCAUCAGAUCCACAAGGGGACAGGGCCAGAGCUGAAAUGCCCAACCAACUGCGCAAACAGCUUGAAGAGAUCAUAGCUACUGACCUGCUUAAUCCACUUACCCCUGAAGACAAAGAACUAUUGUGGCACUUCAGAUAUGAAAGUGUAAAACACCCAAAGGCAUACCCUAAGCUGCUUAGCUCAGUGAAAUGGGGACAGCAAGAAAUAGUAGCUGAAACAUACCAAUUAUUAGCUAAAAGGGAUGCCUGGGACCGAAGCACUUUGGAUGUUGGAUUAACAAUGCAGCUUCUAGACUGUAACUUUUCAGAUGAAAAUGUAAGAGCCAUUGCAGUGCAAAAACUAGAGAGUUUAGAAGAUGAUGAUGUCCUUCAUUAUCUCUUGCAGCUAGUUCAGGCUGUGAAAUUUGAGCCUUAUCAUGACAGUGCACUUGCCAGAUUUCUUCUAAAACGAGGCUUAAGAAACAAAAGAAUUGGACAUUUCUUGUUCUGGUUUUUGAGAAGUGAAAUUGCCCAGUCCAUGCACUAUCAGCAAAGGUUUGCUGUGAUCCUAGAAGCCUAUCUUAGAGGCUGUGGAAAAGCCAUGUUACAAGACUUCCUAAAACAGGUUCAAGUAACUGAGCUAUUGCAUACAGUGACAAUGGAGAUAAAGUCAGUUUCUGCUGAAAAAUAUGAUGUCACUCCUCAAGUUAUCACACAGCUCAGACAGAAGCUUGAGAAACUACAGGACAGUAAGCUUCCUGGAUGCUUUAGAGUUCCAUAUGAUCCUGGACUGAAAGCAGGAGCACUUGUGAUAGAAAAGUGUAAAGUAAUGGCAUCCAAGAAAAAGCCCCUUUGGCUAGAAUUUAAGUGUGCAGAUCCUACAUCCCUAUCCAAUGAAACAAUUGGCAUUAUCUUCAAACAAGGGGAUGACCUGCGACAGGAUAUGCUUAUUUUACAGAUACUUCGAAUAAUGGAGUCAAUCUGGGAAGAAGAAUCCUUGGAUUUAUGUUUGUUGCCAUAUGGCUGCAUUUCUACAGGAAAUAAAAUAGGAAUGAUUGAAAUUGUAAAAGAUGCUACAACAAUUGCCAAAAUCCAGCAAAGCACAGUUGGAAACACCGGAGCAUUUAAGGAUGAAAUUCUAAACCAGUGGCUAAAGGAGAGGUGUGUAAUUGAAGAAAAAUUUCAGGCAGCAGUGGAGAGAUUUGUGUACUCUUGUGCUGGUUACUGUGUGGCAACAUUUGUACUUGGUAUAGGAGACAGACAUAAUGACAACAUCAUGAUCACAGAGUCAGGCAAUCUCUUUCAUAUUGACUUUGGCCAUAUUCUUGGAAAUUACAAAAGCUUUCUUGGAUUUAAUAAGGAAAGAGUUCCUUUUGUGUUGACACCAGACUUUCUUUUUGUCAUGGGUACAUCUGGAAAGAAAACAAGUCUACACUUCCAAAAUUUUCAGGAUAUAUGUGUGAAGGCUUACCUUGCUCUUCGAAAUCAUACAAACCUUCUUAUCAUCCUGUUUUCUAUGAUGCUGAUGACUGGAAUGCCUCAGCUGACUAGCAAAGAAGAUAUUGAAUAUAUCCGUGAUGCUUUGACUGUUGGCAAAAAUGAAGAUGAUGCUAAAAAGUAUUUUUUGGAUCAGAUUGAAGUUUGCAGAGAUAAAGGCUGGACUGUGCAGUUCAAUUGGUUUCUACAUCUUGUGCUUGGAAUCAAACAAGGAGUGGAAAAACAUUCUGCCUAAUUAUGUUGUGUACACAAAUAACUAGCAAGGAAUCUGCUCCAACUUUUGAGAAUCAUAGCAUCUAACUGGGUUGAUCUAAAGGCUUUCUCCUGCCAAAAACAAUACUUCUCUUCUCCCCCCACCCCUGUCUAAACAGAAUCUCAUUUUUUGAGUGAGUGAUGCUGGAAAGCAAUAAUGUAUUCCAACCUAGGCAAAAAUUUGGUUUGUUUGUUCAAUUUUUUCCUGUCAGCUGUAGGUGUUAGCAAAUAAACUCAGGGUACAAUUGGAUUACAAUAUUGAAAAAAGGAGGUUUCUGCUACUUCAUGCUCUGCUGAUAUAUUAGAUUCUUAAGAAGGAUAGUAAGACCUUUGAAAAUAAUGGACUGCUUUUGCCAAAACUGUGUGACGGUACUGCUUCAGAAUAACCUUUUAAGCAAAACUUUCUCUUUCUCCUUAAGCUAUUUAAUUAUGCUAAAGCCCUUAGUAAUAAACUGUACCCUCUUCUAAGUGGUACUUCUAAAUAUUUUCUUUAUAUCAUAAUACCAGAAAAGUGAGUCUUUUCCUUGUGAUUAUUUAUAUAAAGAUAGAAAUUUGGCAGCGUUUAUUUAAUGAUUUCUUGAUUUAGAAUGACUGUUAUAUCUGUAACUGGAACUUCGGGAAUCAGCCUGGAAGCCAAAAGUUCUUCAGUUUGUAGAUCACUCUGAUAGUCAAUCAUUUUCAGCAUUUAUUCAGAUAAUCUUACUGGGGAAAGAAGGUGGAGGAAUGAAGUGUAAGGGCCAAUUUGCACAUGAGAGGUAGAAAAACUGUGGAUGGUGGUAGCAGUAAUCAGUAAACUAAGAGAGCGCUGGACUAGCUUCAUAAAAUGCUAGUCCUGUUCAUUGUUGGACUUGUACUAGGGACCAUUGUUGCAUUUGGAAUAUGAGCUUGUGCCUACUGCUGCUUCAUAUGAUGUUUGAAAUGGCAAGUCCUGUAUAGAUCCCCCAGCACCACUGCCAUCCAAAAGAAGUACUCUAUGAAAAUAAACUUGGGGAAGGGAAUCUAUAUUUAAUUCUUAAUAGUGUCAAUUAAGUUUAAAUGUUUCAUGCUUUCUUCUUGUAUGUUAAUUAUAGAAUUUUUUAUUGUCCAGAAAGAUUACACUGAUUAGUGAGAUUAAGAUUAAGAACUUUAUAUGAUGGUACUUGCUCUUUGGACGAAUACCAUCUAAGAGUUCCUCUCACUCCCCCACAUCAAAAACUCUUGAAAAACCAAAAGGUUUUCUGCCGUACCCAUUCUUUUUGUUUUGUUUUUACCAGUGCUACAGUUUAUAGAACUAUUAUGGGCAUACUCAGCAACUUGCAUGUGCUCACACAACUUUUGACUUUGUCCAGUAGAUCCCUUCUUGCGCUCUCAGAAGGAUUUUUACAUUCUUCUGGGUUUCAAAACUGAUUUGGCAUGCACUUUCAGGGCUACUGUUGCAGAAAUAAAAGUACAGGUUUGUUGCAUGGUUUCCUGGAUUGUGAUCCAAAUCAAGAAUGAAAGUGUAAAUGCAUUUCCAUAGUAGAGUUUUAUCUUGUUUUUGUGUUAAUAUUUUGUCAUAACUAUUUUAAAAUGGGACAUUACUUCUAUUAGUUUUUCACCAUUAAUAAAUAGGAUCUAAAGAGAUAAUAUAUUCCUGAUAAAUACUAUAUAUAUGGUUCUUUCUUUAGUAUAGGGCAGCACAAUGUUGGUCCUCCAGACGUUGGACUGCAACUCACAUAAUCCCUGAGUUAUUGGCACUGUAACUGGGAAUGAUGGAAGUUGUAGUCAAAAACAGCUGGAGAACCAAAGUUGUGCAGCACUGCUGUAGGAAGAUGCUGGGAAUUUAUAACUGAUUCUGUAAUCAUGAAAUUACACCUGUGAUAGCACAAAUGUUGUUUGUGACUUGAAUUACUAUAAUUAAGACAUUUCUGCCAAAUCAACUAUAGCUUGAAAUAUGUGUUCAUAUGUUAUGUGGAUUUAUUAGUAUACUGAUUCAUCAGUAUAUUGCACAGUGUAUAUACAAAAUAUUUUAAAAAUCUAUAGAUCUUGCUUAACUUCUUUCUUAUGAGGAAACGUAACAUCAUGGCUCAGAUUUUAACAUAUAAAUCCACAUAGGUUUUUGGAAGGAUUGUCUCAUACUAUAACUUCUCAGUUUUGAUACUCUUUAACAAAUUAAUUUUCUUGUUUAAAUUGCUACCCUGUGUGCAGGGAUUUUCAUAAAUCAAGUAUACACUGUAAAGGCAGGGGCCUCAUAGGAAAACAUGUUCUAACAAUGUUCUGUAAGUUUUAAAACUCAUGCUGGGAUACAGUGAUUUGUAUUAUCUGUAACCUUAAAAUUUUUUAAACUGUGUUCUAACGUUGAAAUUGUAUAAUAAAUACAUGUGUACCUUC
Messenger RNA from Hemicordylus capensis (graceful crag lizard), 6271 nucleotides. RefSeq names its product phosphatidylinositol-4,5-bisphosphate 3-kinase catalytic subunit gamma (gene PIK3CG). The transcript is spliced from 13 exons. Gene Ontology annotation, biological process: phosphatidylinositol-3-phosphate biosynthetic process; phosphatidylinositol-mediated signaling; phosphatidylinositol 3-kinase/protein kinase B signal transduction. Bases 435 to 3905 code for a protein of 1156 amino acids. Lineage: Eukaryota; Metazoa; Chordata; Lepidosauria; Squamata; Cordylidae. The record is from RefSeq and is a predicted model, not a curated record. Gene Ontology annotation, molecular function: 1-phosphatidylinositol-3-kinase activity; 1-phosphatidylinositol-4-phosphate 3-kinase activity. Gene Ontology annotation, cellular component: plasma membrane; phosphatidylinositol 3-kinase complex, class IB; phosphatidylinositol 3-kinase complex, class IA.